AGAGCCAACCAGGUCAGUUUGAGAAGGAAAGGAAGGAAGCUUGAUAAGAAGAAAGCAGUGCACGCCGGACAGAACCCAGUCUUGAACGCAGAAAAGACAGUGACUUCUAUUGUAGUGAAUUGUGACAUAAGGGAUAAAGAGGUUUGGAAUUAACAGUCUUCUUAGAGUAUUUUCCAGUUUGAUUCAAUCAAGAUAGCCAUCUAUAGUUCGCUAGCUAGCAAGCGAUUUCUCUUGCUCUAGCGGUCUAUUAGCCAUGGGAAAGAAGAGUCGUGAAGAUGGUUCCUCGUCUUCAGAGGAAGAAGAGUAUGUUGUUGAAAAGGUGCUGGACAGAAGGGUAACAAAGGGCCGAGUUGAAUUUUUCCUCAAGUGGAAAGGGUACUCAGAGAAGCACAAUACAUGGGAACCAGAGAAGAAUCUAGGCUGUCCUGAGCUCAUUGCAGAGUUCAUGAAGACCUACAAGAAGAGCAGCAGUAGUAGUAGUAGUAGUAGUAGUGGUGGUGGUGCUGCUGCUACCCCCAGCAGUGGGGCAGCCAAGUCCAGCUCAGGCCCUUCUGGGCGCUCCAAAGACAGUAGCGGCAGCAAGAGGAGAAACUCAGACGAAGAUGAGGAGGGCAGCAGUAAGCCCAAAAGAAAAAAAGAAGAUGAAAUACUUGUUGCACGUGGCUUUGAGAGAGGUCUUGAACCAGAGAAGAUCAUCGGCGCCACAGACUCGUGUGGAGACCUCAUGUUCCUCAUGAAAUGGAAGGACUCUGACGAGGCAGACCUGGUGCUCGCCAAAGAGGCCAACCUCAAGUGCCCACAGAUUGUCAUAGCCUUCUAUGAGGAGAGGCUCACCUGGCACGAGGACGGAGACAAGAAGGAGAAGGAGGCCGUGAGCGUGUGAGUGGGCGUCCGGGGCGCUGCAUGGGCAGAGCAAGACCCUUUUCUGCCCCAUGCUGCAGAGACUACCUGGAGAGAGAUGCACGCACACACACACACACACACACACCUGUUGGCUCAUUGUUUCUACUGACCGUGUGACUCCCCCCAGAACAACUCUGGAAUAAACGGCCCGCCUCAUGGCGGCCUCCUCCCCCGUGCCCCGUGUACAGACUAACGACACAGAACACAACCGUUCACGCCUUCCCCAACCCAGACACUGAAGCACCAGAGCUUAACUGAACAGCCCUCCAUCUUGCGGACUCCGCUUUCUUCUCUCUCUCUUUGCUGUCGUUCGUUUUCUUUGAUUCCCCUUGUGCCGUUUUUAAAAUUGUGCUGAUUUGUGUUGGUGAGAUUAUAUUUGGGUCACUUGCUGAGUACAACUGUCCUAGAGGGACUUUGAAGGUAGCCUUCACCAAAUGCAUUUGAGUAAAGGUGUGCGCCUCACGACAAACCAUCUGGUUUUCUACAAAGGUUCCUUCAAUGUAGUUUUUGAUAUUUUUAGUGAUACUCAUGUUCAAGGUCAGUACUGUUUUUACCGUCAGUUUAAGGAUUCCCUGCUUUUCUUUCUCUGUUGAUGGACUCUUUUUUUAUUUUUAAGUGCUCACAUUUGAUGUUAAAUUAAGCCAAUGUCCAACACUCAUUUUUAUCGACCUUUUUUUAAAGCAGCUCACUUUUUAGCAGAUUGUUCUCUUUGAUUUCCAUUUAACAUUUGUCAACUUCUCAGAUGAAUGUCUUGUAACAACAAGCACAAGCAAGGGUGAUUUGUCUGGCCCAUGCCCAUUUGCUGACGUGGAUGGUGUUUAUAUUGAACCUAACUGCAAUAAUGGUAGAAUGGGACCAGCCACCCAAUGAGACGAGUUGGACAAUCAUAUCAUAGAUGUGAGUCUUCACAAUGGAUUAUGGCACCAGCUGAAGCAUUAUGACUGAAAAGUGUGCCACCUUGUGGCUAGAUGAAGCAAAACAUGUUGGUUCUCUGAUGGAAGCUGGUGGUUGCUUCCAUUUUAGACUCCCCUGCUCAUUGAUGGGGUUAUUUUUGUGGUAUUUUAUUUCCGGUUAUCCAAUGAAUCCAACCAUUAGAGUAUUUGUUGUACUACGUAUUAGUGUGAUGUUAAUAUCAUUAAAGGGAGUUCAAAGAA
This is a messenger RNA of Osmerus eperlanus (European smelt), 2057 nucleotides long. It is a transcript of the gene cbx5, whose product is annotated as chromobox homolog 5 (HP1 alpha homolog, Drosophila). Bases 254 to 883 code for a protein of 209 amino acids. Gene Ontology annotation, molecular function: chromatin binding. NCBI's taxonomy places the organism in Eukaryota, Metazoa, Chordata, Actinopteri, Osmeriformes, Osmeridae. The transcript has 5 exons. Gene Ontology annotation, cellular component: pericentric heterochromatin; nucleus. The record is from RefSeq and is a predicted model, not a curated record. Gene Ontology annotation, biological process: chromatin organization; negative regulation of transcription by RNA polymerase II.